UUUUAAUUGGUGGAUGGUGUUUCCUUUCGGCCAAUCACUGCACAUUUCAUUGGUAAGUCGGGCACAUCGCUCGUAUUGGACCCACACUGCUCAAGGUUUUCUCUGUCGUGGCAAGAGUGGCACGAUGGGUGUGUUAUCCACGCUGAUGAGGGGUCUGAUAAGAGGAGCAGACAGAAUGGCUGAGUUUACCAGCAAGCGUGGGUCAAGGACUCACAAUAAAGGCAGGGGCGCACGGCCCACUGGACUGAGGCUCCCAAGCAGAAAGUUUCUGACCAUACGGGCCAUGAUUCCUGAGUUUGUGGUGCCUAAUUUGGAGGGAUUUAAACUCAAACCCUACGUAUCAUAUCGCUGCCCUAGAGGAACAGAGCCUCCACUCACAGCACAAAGCGUGUUUGAUGAGGUUGUGGCUCCUCAGAUCAGGAAAGACUUCGAAGAGGGCACUUUCAGCAAAGAGCACCUGGAGAAAUAUGGAUUUGAACCCACACAGGAGGAGAAGCUCUUCAAGCUGUAUCCCAAGAAUUAUGUGCGUUAAAGAAAGGCACAUGGCUGCGGACCAACUGUUGUGACACUGAGGAAGAUCACAAAUGGGACUGUAUUUUAUGUUGAGAAAGUUAUUUCCUACCACUGGUUGACUCCUGUUACUUAAUCAUUGGGCAAAAUAAAACUGAAGGGGCUGAGAUCCAUACUGCAGAA
Dicentrarchus labrax (European seabass) is the source of this 693-nucleotide messenger RNA. RefSeq names its product mitochondrial ribosomal protein L41 (gene mrpl41). Gene Ontology annotation, cellular component: mitochondrial large ribosomal subunit. The record is from RefSeq and is a predicted model, not a curated record. NCBI's taxonomy places the organism in Eukaryota, Metazoa, Chordata, Actinopteri, Moronidae. Gene Ontology annotation, biological process: translation. Bases 14 to 532 code for a protein of 172 amino acids. Gene Ontology annotation, molecular function: structural constituent of ribosome. The transcript is spliced from 2 exons.